UUUGGUCGCGGCUUCUGGGUGAGGGUUGGACUGCUUACAGAGCGGGUCGGUCGGACCUGAAAUGGCGGUUUUCAACAGACUGGGUUGCUGAAUUAUCGAGUCCCUCUCCUCAUGGACUUGUAUGAGAUUAGAGGAGGACUUCUGGAUGUGAUUGCAGAGGAAGCUGAGCACCAGGAGAGCACCAUGGCAGACGGGGGAGGGAGGGCAACCCGAGGAGUUUCCACCUUCCAGAGGUUUUCUGUUGACACCAACGAGUCCCUUUGUUUUGAGCCCUGUGAGGACAGCCUUCCAUCUCCCACUGGGGCACAAGAUGGACUUGAGGAUGUCUUUAAAGAGGGAGAAACUGAGAGUGAGAUUGUAAAGAUCAAGAAUCGUCUGCAAGGGAAGGUCACUGAGAUGGAGAACUUUGCAAGUCAUCUGGAGGAAAUCUUUCUUACUGUGGAGGAGAACUUUGGCCGUCAGGAGCAGCACUUGGAGCAGCACUACAACGACGUGCUGCAGACGUUGUCUCAGCGCUAUGACGACAGGGCGGCUGGCCUGGAAGAGGAGAAGAAGGGCAAGCUGGAGGCCCUGUACAAGCAGCUGCUGGCUUGUGGUCAGGCGAUGGACGCCUCCAAGCAGCUCAUUGAAACGGCCCAGGAGGUCUACCGCGGCCAGGACAAGAGGCCUUUCCUCAAGGCAGUUAUGCCCGCCAUCAAAAGAAUCGAGGAGUUUGCCAAAGAGCAGGUUGACCUCACGCUGUCGACAAGUCUUGAGUUUAACACGCCACUUGCUGACCUGUCGGAUGUCAAAACCAUGAUGGACUCUAUCAACGUUGUGCCAGCGCCGUCUGCCCCGGUAAUCAACCCCCAGAUGCCCAACUCUGCCACCCAGACGUCCCUGCGUGUGUGCUGGAGCUUGUUCUCCGACGACACGGUGGAGUACUAUGAGCUUUACUACAGACCGGUGCUGGAGGACACGCCAGCAGACAGCAGCUGUGCGCCACUCGUGAGCAAGGUACAAGUGAAGGAAACCCACUGCGCCGUGACAGACCUGAUGCCGAAUGCUCAGUAUGAACUGUGGGUGACUGCAACCAACACCACAGGCAUCAGCCCAGCAAGCGAGAAGACCUUAUACAUGACAGUGCCGUCACCUCCAGUGAUCAAGCAGAGGGAGUGUACGAGCUGCCCAGAGGCUGCUCUGAUCCGCUGGGAGUCGGGCAACACCAACCCGGUGGACUCGUACACUGUGGAGCUCAGUGAGAUGGGCACUGAUGGCACAGAGAGUGGCAUUGCUGAGUCUGUUGUAGCCGUGCCCACCUGUCGGUGUCUGAUCCAGCUGCAGACAGGACGCCGUUACCUCAUCUCUGUGAGAGCAGUCAACAUCGGCGGGCCCAGCGGCGGGAGUGAAGUUAUUACUGUGUCCACAACAGGAACAUUCUUCCACCUCCUGGAGGACACCGCCCAUCCUUGCCUGUCCAUCUCUGAAGAUGGCUUCACUAUGUUUUAUGGAGACAAGGAGCUGCCAAUCAGCGCCAUGGCCUUAGAUGACAACAACACCUUUACCAGGUGUGUUGCUGUGCUGGGGGAUCUGAUCCCAGUGAGAGGCCGGCACUACUGGGAAGUUGAGGUGGACGAUGAGACGGAAUUUAGGAUUGGAGUUGCGUCCGAGGACACGGAGAGGAACUCGUACCUCGGUGCCAACAACACCUCCUGGUGCAUGAGACAUAUUCUCACUCCAGCCAGGCAUAAAUAUGAGUUUCUGCACAACGGCUUGAGUCCAGACCUGAGGAUUACAGUGAACCCAGUGCGGAUAGGCGUGGCACUGGACUACGAGAGGGGGACUCUGUCCUUUUUUAAUGUGGAUCUGGAACAACACCUCCACACCUUCCAAUGUCACUUCAGAAAUUAUGUGCAUCCUUGCUUUGGACUGGAUAACCCCGGAGUUCUUACUGUACACAACAGCAUCGAGGCGCCUGAGUAUUCAUUAGUCUAAUGCCAGAACUUGAUCAGGUUUAACAUGGAAUAAAACCUCUGGCUGGAAGGAA
Molecule: messenger RNA, 2026 nt
Organism: Pseudoliparis swirei
Lineage: Eukaryota; Metazoa; Chordata; Actinopteri; Perciformes; Liparidae
Product: fibronectin type III and SPRY domain-containing protein 2
Exons: 13
Coding region: 112-1974 (620 amino acids)
Molecular function (GO): protein binding
Source: RefSeq, a predicted model, not a curated record